AUGUAUGAUCCCGAGAAUAAGGAACAGUACAAAACCGAUUUACCUGGAUCGCCCAAAUAUAGAAGGCUAGAGUCACUCGUCGAAGAAAAUGAACAAUCAGUAAGCAAACACCCAGAGGGUGUUGCUUGUACGGCUAUGGACAUCGUGGCAUUGGAAUUGUGCAGACCCAAGAUAUGGCAGAAACUUCACACGGAAACCACAGAGAUGAUAGUUAACGAAAGCGGUAGGCAAAUGUCGCCACCAAUAAGCGUACGUAUUAGUGGUCUUGAAAAAAGUACCUCUUACGCCAUCUGGGUGCAUUUUCAACGGGAUGGGAAUGCCUGGACAUGGUGCCCGCAGGAAAUGAAAUGGAAAGUCAAUGACGUGGACGAUACCAUCAAUGAGCCAAUUGAUCACCCCCAAAUGGAAUUAUAUUGCCACCAGUGGAUUACAGCUCCAGGUGACAAGUGGAUGGAAAAGCCGAUUUCGUUUCAAAACCUGAGGCUCACUUCAGAUCUUAAAAACACGCGCGAUGUAUUCUUAUACCCAAAUCAUCGAUACACACCUGUAGUGUACCUGGUGGCCUUGGAUGGUCAGCAAAUGAUUACCAACAGUCCAGUGAGCUUCUUCCCCCUCGAUUUGGCUCAGUUCAUAUGCUCCAAAUCGUACCGGAAUAGAAAAAUGGCAUGCCUGAAGAUAGAAUUGAAUCCUAGAUCUAGGAAAAUCCACUCUCGUGGUCGCCAGCAGGCUCCCCAGCGUCAGAGCAAUCAUACAUCCAAACAGAGUAACUCGCCUGAUGAUUGUUUCGGUUGCAUACAAACUGGGGUUAGGUAUGGGUUUCUUCCCAGUCACUCGAUGCCAGUACCGUUGGGAAGCUCAUGCAUGAAUAGUCAGCAAAGAACAAGAUCGAUCACCGAGGGAGAUGCACAAUGUAAAAUUUCUCCUUGUAAUAGUUUCGCAUUCACAGCGGCCGAAACACUGUACGAAAGUAUUGAGACUGAAAAUAUUACCAGAUCACAAAACAAUAGGGUGUAUUGACCGGCCGCAAUUCGAUGUAGAACCAAUGUUACAAGGACAAUUGAGUGAAUACAACGAAUGACAAUCAUUACCUGCACAGAUGGUAUCUAGAACCGAUGGCAUGUACUGAUGAUCAGGCAUGUCACUAUUCGUACAGUAAAACACAAACAGAAUGAGACCAUUCGCACGCGAGGAUGACCAUAAUGCAUUUGCACGCGAGGGUGACCAUAACGCAUUCGCGCAGUAUACUACAUAAAUAAAUAAUUGCUACCAAUUAUCUCCGCACAAAACAAAUAAAU
Messenger RNA from Sphaeroforma arctica JP610, 1295 nucleotides. RefSeq lists its product as hypothetical. The coding region runs from base 1 to 1017 and encodes 338 amino acids. Gene Ontology annotation, biological process: regulation of transcription by RNA polymerase II; cell fate specification; positive regulation of DNA-templated transcription. The record is from RefSeq and is a predicted model, not a curated record. Gene Ontology annotation, molecular function: RNA polymerase II cis-regulatory region sequence-specific DNA binding; DNA-binding transcription factor activity, RNA polymerase II-specific. The transcript has 2 exons. Gene Ontology annotation, cellular component: nucleus. Lineage: Eukaryota; Ichthyosporea; Ichthyophonida.